AUGAAAAGAAAAAAAAUGAAAGUGUACGGAAGCAUACUCUCGUGCGACACUCUUAGAAUAAAUGAUGAAAUAGAAAAAGUCAAGAAAAUGGGCGUGCACGGCCUGCAUUUGGAUGUGAUGGAUGGGGUCUUUGUGGAGAAAAUAGGGUUUAGCGAGGACACUGUGAAUAGAAUAUCCCGAGAGCACCCGGAUCUUCUGAUAGAGUGCCAUCUUAUGGUGGAGGAUCCUCUCAGAGUCCUCAGGAAUAUCGAGACGCAGAGGCUCCACAGAGUGAUUAUUCACCAGGCAGAGAGAUUUCUGGAGGUGAGUGCGUACGUGCAGGAGCACGGGGAGUGCAGAGUUGGGGUGGCCGUGGAGAGCGGAGACGAGCUUUUGAAAGUCCCUGCAGGCGUGAUCUCGCGCGUGGAGAAGGUCCUUGUAAUGGGGGUCCGGCCUGGGAGAGGCGGGCAGAGGAUGCGGGAAAGCCUCAGAAGGGACGUGGAAGUGGCCCUUAGAAGGUGCCCGCGUGCAGUUGUUGGAGUCGACGGGGGCGUGAACGAAAGCACGCUCGCACAGGUGGAGGGAGCGCAUGAGGUCGUGAUGGGGUCUUGCCUCUUCGAGCCGCACGGGGAGAGAAAUGUCGUGGCAGCGCAGAAGAGGCACCCAUCACGCGAGCAGAGAGAGUGA
Nematocida major is the source of this 666-nucleotide messenger RNA. RefSeq names its product ribulose-phosphate 3-epimerase. NCBI's taxonomy places the organism in Eukaryota, Fungi, Microsporidia. Gene Ontology annotation, cellular component: cytosol. Gene Ontology annotation, molecular function: D-ribulose-phosphate 3-epimerase activity; metal ion binding. The transcript has a single exon. Bases 1 to 666 code for a protein of 221 amino acids. The record is from RefSeq and is a predicted model, not a curated record. Gene Ontology annotation, biological process: carbohydrate metabolic process; pentose-phosphate shunt, non-oxidative branch.